This is a messenger RNA of Chionomys nivalis (European snow vole), 2808 nucleotides long. RefSeq names its product LAS1 like ribosome biogenesis factor (gene Las1l). Gene Ontology annotation, molecular function: endonuclease activity. The coding region runs from base 121 to 2616 and encodes 831 amino acids. NCBI's taxonomy places the organism in Eukaryota, Metazoa, Chordata, Mammalia, Rodentia, Cricetidae. The record is from RefSeq and is a predicted model, not a curated record. Gene Ontology annotation, biological process: maturation of LSU-rRNA; maturation of 5.8S rRNA. The transcript has 16 exons. Gene Ontology annotation, cellular component: preribosome, large subunit precursor; Las1 complex.
UUGAAGCGAGGGUCGCACGUUAUCGGGGAAAGCUGCGGAAGCGCGCGGUACACGGGCGCUUUUCAGGUCUGGUGGGGUUCCAGGACUGAACCUGGUCUUGGUCUCCCCCCCCCCCCAGGGAUGGACUGCGUGUGGCGUUCGUGGGACGGGAACGACUUCAAAGAGAAACAGCCUCAGCCGCCGCCGUGUCCCGAGAGUAUCGUGGUCUCCUGGCUGAGCCGGGCUGAAUGGGAUCAAGUGACGGUUUAUCUGUUCUGCGAUGAUCAGAAAUUGCAGCAGUACGCGCUGAACCGUAUUACGGUGUGGCGGAGCAGGUUAGGCAACGACCUGCCCCUGGCAGUGGCUUCUACUGCUGACCUGGUACGCUGUAAGCUCAUGGAUGUAGCUGGUGGCUUGGGCACCGAUGAACUUAGACUGCUCUAUGGCAUGGCGUUGGUCAGGUUUGUGAAUCUUAUCUCAGAGAGGAAGACCAAAUGUUCUAACCUCCCCCUCAAGUACCUGGCUCAGGAGGUGAACAUUCCAGACUGGAUUGUUGAACUUCGCCACAAGUUGACCCACAAGAAAAUGCCCCAUAUAAAUGACUGCCGCAGAGGUUGCUACUUUGUCCUGAAUUGGCUCCAGAAGACGUACUGGAGCCGUCAACUGGAGGAUACCCUGAAAGAGACCUGGGAGUUGGAAGACGACCAGAUAGAGCCAGAAGAACACCAAGAAGCGGAAGGUGAAACUAUUGUUGAUGUUGUAGUAGAAGCAGAAGUAGAAGCAGAACCAGAGCCUCAGGAGGAUGACAAAGAUGAAGAGCUGCCUGUUGAGGACAAUGUGAACGAUAAAGACAAGAAAGAGGCAGAUUCUCCUCCAGAACCCAGUCCAAGAUAUAAAGAGCUGUAUGAAAAAGCACGGGAAUUGCUGGUAUCAUAUGAAGAGGAGCAGUUUAAGGUGCUGGAGAAAUACAGGCAUUUACCUCAGGCUGUUAAGGUGUGGAACAACCUUUCUCCGUGUGUACAGUGUAUCCUGGAAGAACUCAAAAGCAUUACAUGGGAGAACAGGGAUGCUGUGCUGGAUGCUUUUCUGGACGAAGGCUUUCUUAUCCCCACUUUUGAGCAAUUGGCAGCUUUGCAGAUAGAGUAUGAAGAUGGUCAGACUGAGGUCCAGAAAGGGGAAGUUACUGAACCAAAUUCACACAAAAACAUCAACUUGAGUGACGUCUUGGUGCCAAAGCCAUUCUCUCAGUUCUGGCAGCCACUGCUCAGGGGCCUGCACUCCCAGACCUUCACACAGGCCCUGCUGGAGAGGAUGUUCUUUGAGUUGUCUACCUUGGGGAGCACUGGGAUCCGGUCUACCUACAUCCUUAGAUGGACUGUUGAACUGAUCGUGGCCAACACCAAGAUUGGACGGAAUGCCCGGAAGUUUUCUGCAAGCCAGUGGGAAGCAAGAAAGAGCUGGAGGCUGUUCAACUGUUCUGCCUCCCUUGAUUGGCCCCAGGUGGUCGAGUCCUGCUUGGGCUCACCUUGCUGGGCCAGUCCCCAACUCCUUCAGCUUGCCUGCAGAGUGGAAGCUGCUGGUCUUGGAGAAGUCUGGACCACAGAGAUCUUCUCCCAACCCAAGCAUAUCAGAGGGAUGCGACACAUGCCAGCAGUAACAGCGGCUCACCUGGGCUGGGCUGUAGCUGCUCCCAUAAGGAAUCACACAUUGUGUUCCAUGCAGAAGAAACCCAGCACACUCCCACCUCCAUCCCUCCGUUUGCUUAGAGUCUUCAACGCCAUGGGACAGGUCUUGCCAGAUGGGGAGCAGGAGAAGCUGCUGCGUGUCUGUUCCAUUUAUACUCAGAAUGGAGAGAAUGGUGUGGCAAAGACAAGUGUAGGUUCCUCUUCCACUGGGAAAGGUCCAUACACAUUGGAUACCUUACAUCAGGACCCAAAACCAUCUGGUGCCAAUUGUGAGUCUGAAGAAAAUACUCAACAGAAGGAGCAAGGCAGCCUUAAGGAUGCCAAGCAAGGGGAGGAAAAGGAGAAUGAGGAGGAGGAGGAGGAGCAGGAGAAUGAGGUGGAGCAGGAUGAGGAUGAGGAACAGGAACAAAAGGUCUUUCAAGAUCAGAUGGAGGAAGAUGUAGAGGAAAGUUAUGACUUGAUAGAGGAAGAAGAGGAAGUGGAUGAGGAUGAAGACGACGACGAUGAUGAUGAUGACGAAGACGAUGAUGACGAUGAAGACAGAAUGGAGAUGGGGGCUUUCUCUCUCAUGAAGGAAUCCUACGAUUUUGAGAAUACUAGGGUCAUGUCCUGGAAAAGGGAAGCUUUGCAGGGUUCAGCAUGGCAAGUAAGCUCUGAAGAUGUGCGAUGGGGUGCAUUCCCUAUAGGCCGAAUGCCAGGUCAGACUGACGACCCAACAGAACUUUUGUUGGAUAAUUAUGACACCAUGUAUCUUUUGGACCAACCUGUACUCGAGCAGCGGCUAGAAGCCCCAAAGUCCAGGAGUAGUUUGAGCCUAAGUUGUUGUGGAGGCAGUAACAACUCUAGCAGUAGCAGCAGCAGCAGUAGCAGCAGCAGCGGCGGCAACUUGGAGGGCCUUCUCUGGAACCAGGGACAACUGCAUGGGCUCAAAGCUGGCCUGCAGCUCUUCUGAUGACUGUCCUGAUGCAAGUGGCCUUGAAGCCCCGCUAUAUUUCACAGCCCGAGUCCAUCCAUGGUACAGACUGAACAACUGGGAAUAGUUCAGAUCAGCUGUAUCAAUUUAGCUUUCCACCGCAAUAGAAAUUUGAAUAUUUUCCCAGAUUUUCUGUUUUGUUUUGAAAAAUAAUAAACAGAUUUUUUGUCA